Molecule: messenger RNA, 690 nt
Organism: Alternaria viburni
Lineage: Eukaryota; Fungi; Ascomycota; Dothideomycetes; Pleosporales; Pleosporaceae
Exons: 3
Coding region: 1-690 (229 amino acids)
Molecular function (GO): protein binding
Source: RefSeq, a predicted model, not a curated record
AUGAAGCGUCCGAGUGAGGCUGCUCAAGAGCCCGUCUUCGUCAUCGUCGAAGUAGGCGACACCAAAACCAGGUACCACGUUCAUCGCUCUCUGCUCGUUGAGCACUCCGAGUACUUCAAGAAGGCUCUGAAUGGUCCCUGGAAAGAGGCGCAGGAUGGUGUCGUUACAUUGGAAGACGUUGAGUGCAGCACGUUCAGCAUCUUCGUCGACUGGGUGUACUCGCAGAGUCUUCCAAAGAAGGGCUCCGAGUGGUGCGACGAGGAGAACGACAUGAGGCUAGCUAAUGCACAACUUGCACGUACCAAAGCUCUCGUUUUUGGCGAUCGAAUGCUGUCUCCACUGUUCUACAAAAUGGUUCGCGACAGCUUGAUCGACCACCUUAUUAAGCAGACUGCAUACUACGAGGCUGUGAGCUAUGGCUUUGCUCAUCUUCCCAAGGAUCACGCAAUCCUCGAUCUCUUUGUGGAGUCGCAUUGCCGGGUUUUUGGGGAUUCAAGUGACACUGCUGGAAAUGGCGAACUCGAACUUCGAGCCAGUCUGCCACACGAUUUCCUCAUGCGCGUCAUCCUUCGUUACAGUCAAAUCGCUCAGUCAGUGCUACCUGACGACGAUAUUGAGCCGUGUGAUUAUCACGGUCAUGCGGAUGAAGAGGAGAAGAAGCAGUGCCAGGCAGAGGUAGAUGAGGACUGA